CAAAGAUAUUGGAUAAUAAUGGAUUCAUCUAACGAAAUAAUUGGUUAACAAUGAAAAGAUGAUUUUAUGAAAUUAGAUCUUUGCGAUGGUUACUUUGAAUCAUAGAAAGUCAGAAAGAAACAAACAUACGCCUGAAAAAUCUAUAUAAACCUAACAAUUUCUAGUAAGAUUGUUAUACUAUUUUGAACGGAAAGAUGAGAUAUACUUCUCUAUCUGGUCUGUUGAUACCGGUUUAUUUGGUCGUCAUCGUGCUUUCUAUAUUCUUCGACUGUCAGGAUAUCUGCAAAAACCCUGAAUUAGCGACAUAUGAAAAUGUGAUUUCGGAAGACGGUUUAUAUAAAAAUUCUCACCAUUAUUAUUACUCACGAACAAUAAGUCACUAUCAGACUUAUCCAGUUGUUAGUGACAGUUUUAAAAAAUUUAGUACCCCUCAGAAUGCUACACCGAAAUUUUCGUUUAAAUAUUACGGUAAUAACGUCAAUAGAUUUGAGAUUUCUCGUGAUGGCGAAAUAAAAAUAUUCGGAGAAAAAAAGUACUUCGGAAAUAUAUAUCAUUAUGUUUACGGCAAAUCUUUUCCUGAAUAUGAGAUGGUAGACAACAAUGAUUUCAUUGCUGUCAAUUGGUAUUUUCGGAUGCUUCAUGACGGUACAAGUAUGAAAGCCAAGAUAACUAGUGUGAUACAUUCCGGUGGGAAGAUAUCCCUCUAUUAUGCAAACAUCCCCACGGAACGAGAGGAAAGUCCACUGACCUCUAUAAUUGAAGGUGUAAUUCAGUGUGCAGGUAACAAUUAUUGCUGGUAUUUUGAUGUAGAGUAACCAUGUCGACAGAUUUCUGUUAUUAUUAUAAGAAGCUUUAUUCAACAUUAUACUUUUCGUACAACAUAGAAUUCUCAGCAUAAAGUAUUUCAACAAGUUUCUUUUUCUUAUAUCUUGAUCGAUUGUGACGAUAAAUUUCGAAUGAUGACCAGUUAGAUGUUAGGAAUUCGAUAAUCCGCAUUUGAUUAAUGUUUGUUCGUUUCAAUGCAUAUUGCCAGCCACCAUGAUGUCGCUGAUUGUACCUUUCUGUAUCCCGUAUAGCGAAAGGUUGUAAACUUUUCAUAAACGCGCCCGAAUAGAUUGUCAGCACAAUAGACAUAUUGAUAUGCUAAAACGAACAACAAAACAGAUAACUUGAAGAAAUAUAUAGAUCGAAGGAACAGGUAGCCCAGAUAUUCAAGCAGGCCGCCGGAAAAGUGUUAUAUUACUUUCCAUUCGUACACGGACAUCUGCAUGUCAACAUAGUAGCCUGCUGUUUUCGCUCACAGUGAUCAUGUAUAACUGUAUUACAGUCUACA
Molecule: messenger RNA, 1333 nt
Organism: Schistosoma haematobium
Lineage: Eukaryota; Metazoa; Platyhelminthes; Trematoda; Strigeidida; Schistosomatidae
Exons: 8
Coding region: 195-815 (206 amino acids)
Source: RefSeq, a predicted model, not a curated record